GAAUUCUUAUCAAAUGAUCUCCCACUUCAUCCCUGUAUUCAGUUUUUGAUCAUAAGCUAAUCAAUCAUGUUGUGGAGUAUACUAUCUUCAUUUCACCGGUUUCAUUGCAAUUUUGUUCAAACUUUAUGUCAUCAGCAUCAUUUACUUGGGAUUAGAGUAAUGCCAAGUUGUUCACGCCUAAGAAUGAGAAGUUUAUCGAGUGGAUCAAAUAUCUUUAGUAUUGAUGAGAAACCAGAAGCUCCAGAAGCAGAUUUCGUACACCGACAUAUUGGUCCAUCUGAGAAAGAUAUCAAUCACAUGCUCCAAUUUUGUGGUUUUAAUAGAAUUGAAGAUUUUAUAUCCAAAGUAAUACCAGAUAGUAUAUCACUAAAAAGGGAUUUGAAAUUAGAAAAUGAAACAAGUGAAGUAGAACUCAUCAGGCGUUUAAAGUUGCUCAUGAGCAAGAAUGAAGUUUGGCGUUCUUAUAUUGGACAAGGAUAUUAUGGUACUGUAACACCAUCUACAAUACAACGUAAUAUAUUUGAAAAUCCCGGUUGGUACACUUCCUACACACCAUAUCAACCUGAAAUAAGCCAAGGUCGUUUAGAAUCACUAUUUAAUUAUCAGACAAUGAUAUCAGACUUAACGGGUUUGGCGAGAGCAAAUGCAUCACUGUUGGAUGAAGGUACAGCAUCUGCAGAAGCAAUGUGUAUGGCAGUCAGAUAUACAAACAGAAAAAGGUUUCUCCUCGAUAGGAGAUGCCAUCCACAAACUAUGAAUGUCGUCACAUCUAGAGCAAAGAACCUUAAUAUUGAAAUUGAAGUUGUUUCCAUAGACAAUGUAGAACACGUAAAAGAAAUUAUUAGUACUGGACAGUUCUCUGGAUAUCUACUACAGUAUCCAGAUACAGAAGGUAAUAUAUGGGAUGAGAAAAUACGUGCAGUUGCUGAACUAACGAAAUUAAACAAGACGCUUCUCAUCACAGCAACCGACUUAUUGGCUCUUACGCUUAUUGAAUCACCUGGUAGUCUAGGUGCUGAUAUAGCUGUUGGAUCUUCACAACGUUUCGGAAUACCAAUGGGUUUUGGAGGACCCCAUGCAGCAUUUAUUUCGUCAACUGAAGCACUUACCAGAUUAUUACCAGGAAGAAUAGUUGGUCUUUCCAAGGAUGCGAUGAGCCAACCUGCGUAUCGACUUGCCUUACAAACGCGGGAACAACAUAUUCGUAGAGAUAAAGCCACAAGUAACAUCUGCACAGCUCAAGCAUUACUUGCUAAUAUGGCUGCUUUCUAUGCUGUUUAUCAUGGUCCGAAAGGAUUAAAGCAAGUAGCUUCACGUAUCCAUAGAAAUACUUUACGUUUAGUAUCAGCUCUAGAAAAUGCUGGUUAUAAGAUUGCCAAUCAGACUGCGGUAUUUGAUACAAUCAAAGUAUUACCAAAUUCUAAACAAAAUUGUCUUCAGUCUAUUCAAAGAAAAGCAUUCGAAAAACGAGUAAAUCUCUUAUACUAUCCAAAUGGUGGGGCAGUUGGUUUAUCAAUAGAUGAAACUCUAACUGUUGAAGAUUUUAACGACCUAAUGUACCUUUUCGGAGCAACUUCAGUGAAGCCUCAGGAACAUUCAAUUUUCGCUAUUAACACAUAUCCUAAUUUGAUACGUAAAACUAGCUAUUUAACACAUCCUGUAUUCAAUUCAUUUCAUUCGGAGACUGAAUUAUUACGAUAUAUGAAAAAGCUCGAGAAUAAAGAUAUUUCUUUAGCACAUUCUAUGAUACCGUUAGGCUCUUGCACUAUGAAAUUAAAUGGUACUACUGAACUACUUGCUUGCUCAUGGGAUAAUGUCAACAAGUUGCAUCCUUUCGUACCGAAAAAUCAAGUUACUGGUUAUUUGGAAUUGAUUGCACAACUAGAAAAUGACAUCAAAGAGAUAACUGGCUAUGAUUAUGUUUCUCUUGCACCGAAUAGUGGAGCACAGGGUGAGUACGCUGGGUUAAAAGCUAUCAGAGGAUAUUUGGAUAGAAAAGGUGAACAUAAACGUACAAUCUGUUUAAUCCCUACCUCAGCACAUGGGACGAAUCCUGCUAGUGCUCAAAUGGCUGGAAUGACUGUUAAACACGUGAAAACUACAUCGACUGGUAGUCUAGACAUGAACCAUCUAGAAGAACAAACUUCUCUAUAUAAAGAUCAUUUAGCAGCCAUUAUGAUCACCUAUCCAAGUACAUUUGGUGUAUUUGAUAGUAAUGUUCAAAAAGUGUGUGAAAUCGUUCACGAAGCUGGUGGACAGGUUUUUAUGGAUGGUGCCAAUUUGAAUGCACAGGUCGGCUUAUGUCGCCCUGCUGAUAUCGGUUCAGAUGUUUCGCACAUAAAUUUACACAAAACAUUCAGUAUUCCACACGGUGGAGGUGGUCCUGGUUGUGGCCCUGUUUGUGCCAAGUCGCACUUAGCUCCAUUUCUUCCCCAGCAUUAUUUAUACGAUCAUACUUGUGUGAGUCGUUCUGGUCACAAAAUGAACACCGAAAAUAAAUCUUCUGAUCAUUUCGCAAUUUGUUCUGCUCCAUUUGGUUCCGCAAGCUUAUUACCAAUAUCAUGGGCGUAUAUGAGGCUGUUAGGCCCGAAAGGUUUGAAGAGAGCAAGUCAGACGGCUUUGUUAAAUGCUAAUUAUAUGCUCAAGCGUCUCCGAGAUUAUUAUAAUAUACGCUAUGUAAACAGCGCGGGGAUGUGUGCACAUGAAUUUAUAAUAGACUGUUCACAAUUCUCUAAACAGAAUAUUGAUGUGAUUGAUAUUGCAAAACGACUAAUGGAUUAUGGUAUGUAUCAUGAACUAGGUUUUGAAUUUUUUUCCUUAUUUUAACCAGGAUUAGCAAUUGCUUUCAGAUACGGAAUUCGAGAAAAUAACUAGGUCUUUGUUAUGAUAAAGUCGCUUUAUGCAUUUAGUGCCAACGAUAGUGGCAUUGUAACCUCAUUGAGAAUAAAUAGCUAUGUCCGGCGUUGGAAGGUAGUUUGUCUCACUUUUAUACAGGAUUAGGUGUUUUCAGAUAAAGCCUAUUUUGUUCUCAAUUUUACAACGGUUUCUUGCACCUAGGAUUCCACUUCAAACGAUUCCCCAUAAUAAAAAGUUGAAGUAGAUUAAGAAUUAGCUGGUAACACGAAUAAGCACUUGCUCCUGUCAAGAUAUCAGAAGUGCAUUGAAAGGGAUACAGUAGGUGAUUAUUAUAAGUUUCAGCCUAUCGAGUGGUAUAUCUCCAUUAUAUUUUAAUGCCUUUAUAAUCUAGUAAAAAUAUUCAUGAAUCUCCUGGUCAGUAAUUAAAAGUUCACCACAAUUGUCGAGUUUCUACAGAAUACUAGAACUUCGACCACUUCUUUAUACACCGAGUUUCACUAACCCCUAAUAAUCAGUAAUCUGAAAUCACAUCGAAAUCAUCUACCUGAGCUAUAAAUAUUCUCCACCAUCUUACAUUCCGUCUUAUUAUCUAUUGACUUAUCAAGGCAAUAAUCUUGUAAAUAAUAAGUAUAAUUGUCAAGAUUAAAAGAAAAUAUUUGAUGUGCUCGUCUCAAAAUCUUCGAUAUUUAGGACAGAUAAAUACUGAAGCAAUACCAGUUUACUAACAAGUUGAAGAUCUUCUGCAGCAUUUUUAUUAUCUAUUUCUACUGAAAAAAUUAGUGUAUUUGCAAGUAAAUUUAAAUGACCCAAUUUUUUAUUACCCGAAAAUUUUAUAAAUAAAUCCACUGAACAUGAUUGAGGUUAUGGCGAUUCGACUGUGCGAUUGCGGAAACCACCAAUCAUUUGGAACUGAUUUCAUCUUAAUAAUGAAAUUUUGGCCUACCUAAAGUCCGUAUUAAGCUUAUCAUUACUGUGUACAGCUACUUAUAUCAGUCACUAGUGGAUAAUUGACUGUACAAAAUUUGUAAAUUCUUCUUAAUUUAGACCCCUCAGCUACUAUAUCUCACUGUGACAUCUUAACAGUUUUCUAGUAAUUUGAUUUAAUAAUCCCAUGAUGAGUAGUAUUUUUAUGUUUAUUAUCUUCAAUCCACAUAUACCAGACUUUAUACCUACUAUUUCUGUACCUAGUAGAAAUGGGAAGUCAGCCGAAAAAAGCUAUGAGAAGAUAAAAAUGGAAAUUCAAGGCGGUAUAGCCAAUCGUUAAAUUUAAAUUUUGACAAAAUUCUUACUUUUUAUGUGCCAUAGUUUAUUUCACGAAUGAUAAUUAAGUCAACAUAAAUAGAUAUUGAUUUAGUAUCUGAACUUGGAUGAUUAAGUUGUUGCCUUAAGCGACUCCGCAAUUUUUUCCUAUUGAUCUCUUAUUUUCGAGCAUAAAGUAGGCAGAUCAUUGCAAUAAUUAGAGAAGGAACCUAACUUGGAAUAUUUUUGGUUACCUAAAUGGUUCUCAGUUCUGCUUCGAUUUGUAUAUAAACAAUAUUGAUACAACAAGCAUUGGUUUACUCAACUGCCGAACAAACUGAAUAUGACAAUAUUGUGAAAUUCAUGAUAAACAAGUUAUCUUUUUUUCUCACAUUACUUUUGAAACCAAACAAAUGGAGGUUUCCACAGCCCAACUAUGUCAUGGCCUGUGACAUCAAGUCUAAUGAUUGAACCCACAGAGAGUGAACCUAAAGCUGAGUGCGACCGUUUAUGUGAAGCACUUAUUUCGAUCAGAGGAGAGAUUGACAAGGUGACCAAAGGAGAGUGGGAUAUCGAAUGUAAUCCAUUAAAAAUGGCUCCGCAUACUAUGGAAACAGUAAUGGAUUCAAAGUGGGACAGGCCAUAUACACGCCAAGUGGCAGCAUUUCCAGCCCCAUGGCAAAAUAUGAAAGAUGAAUCAGUAAGUAAACGUUCAAAAUUGUGGCCAACUGUAAGUCGGUUAGAUGAUGUAUACGGUGAUCAACACUUGGUAUGUACGUGCUCUUCACUUCUGGAAAAUGAAACCAACUCCAAACUCUAAUUUUGAAUUAGCAUUAAACUUCUAGUGAGGAAAAUUCAAGAUAAUUCAUGAAAAUAUUGAGCUUUUUUUAAAACCAAUCGAAUUUAAAUCAGGGGUUUACUACUUUUAAUAACUGGUUUUUUGUGUAGAAAAACGUGUAGCUGAAAAAUAAAAUGUUCCUGCUUAAAAAUUUGGUUUCUACCACUACAGAACCCUAAAGAUGGCAACUAAAGCUGGAAGCUUACCGUAUAAAUCCCUAGAAUUUAAGUCUCAGU
Messenger RNA from Schistosoma margrebowiei, 5169 nucleotides. The record is from the annotation of a GenBank genome assembly. Lineage: Eukaryota; Metazoa; Platyhelminthes; Trematoda; Strigeidida; Schistosomatidae.